AUGUCUUGGAAGCUCACCAAGAAACUCAAGGAGACGCACCUGGCGCCCUUGGCCAACACAUUCAGUCGCUCGUCGUCGACGUCCACAAUAGUCAACGACCAGGCCACGCCCAAGGCCUCGAGCCAUGCGAGCAGCCUCACAGACGCAAAGGACAAUGGCAUUGCUGCGUCCGAAGCACAAUCGUCUGCGCCUGCUGGGCCCCUGCGCCCGGGUAUCCUCAUAGUCACCCUGCAUGAGGGUCAGAAAUUCUCACUGCCUCCGGGCGCCGAGCAGCAAUUCAGCGGCCAGGGCCACCACCAGGGCUCCCUGUCCCAGGGUGGCGGCCUCUCGGUCGCUGGCUCAAUGCGCCCUGGCUCGUCCUCUCGCAACGCUGCUGGCUCCUACGCCGGCCGCCCACAGUCUGCUGCUGGCAGCAUCAACGCAGCACCCACCAUCCACGGUCGCUAUUCUUCGAAACACCUUCCCUACGCCCUUGUCGACUUUGACAAGCAACAAGUCUUCAUCAACGCCGUCUCAGGUACACCCGAGAACCCUCUUUGGGCCGGCAGCAACACACAGUACAAGUUCGAUGUGUCGCGCGCUACCGACGUCACCGUCUCGCUCUACAUCCGCAACCCUUCCGCCGCACCCACUGCCGGUCGCAGUGAAGAUAUCUUUAUCGGUACUCUCAAGGUCACGCCACGAUUCGAGGAGCAGCAGCAAGAUGGAAAGCUGGCAAAGGCAGAAGAUGGAUCUGGUCAGGCCGGCGCUGACUGGAUACCUGUGCAGUUUGGCAGUGGUCAAAUGAAGGUUGGCGUUAACUUCGUCGAGAACCGACAGGACCGUCUUUCAAUCGACGACUUUGAGCUUCUCAAGGUUGUCGGCAAAGGCAGUUUUGGAAAGGUCAUGCAGGUGCAGAAAAAGGACACGCACCGAAUCUACGCCCUCAAGACUAUCCGCAAAGCACACAUCAUCUCUCGCUCUGAAGUCGCGCAUACCCUAGCCGAACGUUCAGUAUUAGCCCAGAUCAACAACCCCUUCAUUGUACCAUUGAAGUUUUCAUUCCAAUCGCCAGAGAAGCUCUACCUAGUCCUAGCGUUUGUCAACGGUGGCGAGCUUUUCCACCAUCUCCAAAAGGAGCAGCGUUUUGAUAUCAACCGAGCCCGAUUUUAUGCCGCUGAACUUCUCUGUGCUCUGGAAUGUCUGCACGGCUUCAAUGUCAUCUACCGUGACUUGAAGCCAGAGAACAUUCUGCUCGACUACACGGGACACAUUGCUCUCUGCGACUUUGGUCUCUGCAAGCUUGACAUGAAGGACGAGGACAGGACAAACACGUUCUGCGGAACCCCAGAAUACCUUGCUCCUGAGCUUCUGACUGGUGCUGGCUAUACCAAGGCCGUGGAUUGGUGGACGCUCGGUGUGCUGCUAUAUGAGAUGUUGACUGGUCUGCCACCGUUCUACGACGAAAACACCAACGACAUGUACCGCAAGAUUCUCACCGAGCCUCUUCAUUUCCCAGGCCCCGAAGUUGUGCCGCCAGCUGCGCGAGACUUGCUGACCCGCCUGCUAGACCGUAACGCGGAGAAGCGGUUAGGAGCAAAGGGCGCAGCGGAAAUCAAGGCACACUACUUCUUCCAUAGUAUUGACUGGCGAAAGCUGCUCGAGAGAAAGUACGAGCCCAGCUUCAAGCCCAAUGUGGUUGACGCAAAGGACACUGCAAACUUUGACCGCGAGUUCACUUCCGAGGCGCCGACGGACUCGUAUGUCGAUGGACCGAUGCUCUCCCAGACGAUGCAACAGCAGUUUGCAGGUUGGUCAUACAACCGCCCCGUUGCUGGUCUUGGCGAUGCAGGCGGUUCAGUAAAGGACCCAUCUUUUGAGGGCGUGACUGAAAGAUAA
Bipolaris oryzae ATCC 44560 is the source of this 1878-nucleotide messenger RNA. RefSeq lists its product as uncharacterized. The coding region runs from base 1 to 1878 and encodes 625 amino acids. The transcript has 6 exons. The record is from RefSeq and is a predicted model, not a curated record. Gene Ontology annotation, molecular function: ATP binding; protein serine/threonine kinase activity. Lineage: Eukaryota; Fungi; Ascomycota; Dothideomycetes; Pleosporales; Pleosporaceae. Gene Ontology annotation, biological process: protein phosphorylation.